GUCAGUCGGGCCUUCUGGGCUUCCUGGUCCUCAGCUCCGCCUCGCCUCGAUCUGGCCGGACAGGGGAAACACUUCUCAGUUAAAGAACAAAAGCAACAACGGACAGACGGAGGAGGACGAAGUGACGGCCACUCAAAUUCGGAGCCGAACCUCUCGGAUUUGGAGAUUUGAGCCCUCCACACCAGGAAUCAGCCGACGACUGAAACUCCCACGAAAGGCGACAAACUUGGUCGCGUCGCAUCUUUGUAUCCCGACCGUAAUCCGUCGAGUUGUUUGAUAAAUAAGACAAGGGUCAAGCAGACAGACGGACGGUAUUGUUUCCCCUGGUCUUCUUCCAAACUUCGACCAUUAAAACCGGAGUAGCAGAAGGCAAACUGAGGAUUUCUUUUGUUUCCUUUUCGCUGGCACGGACCUCUGGAGUAAAGGGUUAUUUUGGCAUUUUCGGUUUCUGUUGGACUGUCUGCCUUUGUGAAGAGGCUACACUUAUCUUUUUGGACUGAGAACUUGGAAGUGGAACAAAGCCUGACUGGGAAGGGGUGAGAGACCCUACUUUCAUGUCCCAGAUGGCAACCUACAGUGAACUUAAUGGAAGAACUGGACUACUUCUGAGCAUGAAGGCUUACAAAGGCAAAAUAACAAAGAUGGAAAGUGAAGGAAAGCAUGAAGCUAAACGCUCUGUCAAGGAUUUGCGCCACUCUGCCAGCCCAGCCGAAAGCAACCCAAGUGGUGUGGCUAGUUUCACAACUAACCACAACUCUGUCGUGUGCCUGCCCCUAGUGUCAGAGGGACUGAAAUUGGUAUGGACACAGUCUGAUCAGACCCGAGAACUUGACGCCAUCCCAGAGCUGGUCCAAGCUUUUAAUUUAUUUCCAUACCCAUCGUCUCGUGAAGUUAACGCCCUAGCCCGGGUAUGUGCCCUGCCACUGGACAAAGUUAAGGUGUGGUUUAUGGUUCAGAGAAUUAAAUAUGGCAUCAGCUGGUCCUCAGAAGAGAUAGAGGAGACACGGCGGAAACUGUCUGUGCCUGAGCUUUAUGAUGACUCUACUGAAACAAAUGAAGAAGCCAAAAUUAAUAGCAAGAGCAGCAGCUGUGAUGAAAUGAUAAGUGAAGAUAAGGAUAAUGACAUAGAGGGUGCUCUUUCCAGCCUCAGCCCCCAGAAAAAGAAACCAAAGUGUGAAUCACCAGAUUCCUAUAAACCAGCCAAACCUACUUCCAAGUGUUUCAGUUCCACCCUCCCACCUCCUCAGGAUUCAUACUUCUACCGCCCACCAGUGGACACACCAGCAAGUACUGCAGCUGAUGUCUCCCUCGACCUUCCCGAAUCAUCUUCACGACAACACCGUCAUGGUCGCUACAAAAAGUCUAAAGCUCAGCUUGCUGCCCUUCGCAAGAGCUUUCUGAGAGAGAACUGGCCUGCAGAGGUAGAGCUUAGACGUUUGCAGGAAGAAACUGGGUUGAGCCGCAAUGACAUCCGUAAAUGGUUCAGCGACAGCCGUUACCAGCUUAGGGUUGGUCGAGGAAGCCUGGCAGCAGCCCAGAACUAUUCUCACCUUACUGCUGUUGGGGGUAAACAAGAUCAACAAAUCCAACCUCUUCCCCUUGUUACUCAGAAUACUCGUCAACUAAACGGUGUGAAGGGCCAGGAGGUAGGUCGUAGUAAUGGGAUUAGAAAUUCACAUUUCUUUCAGACCUUCUUGACAAACAGCCUUGAGGCAUUUGGGGAAAGGAUCAUUGAGGCAGAUGGGUAUGAAGUGACAGAGGAGCUUUCUGGUGAUGGGGACAGUCUUAAAGAUGAGGAACAGAGCGAAGAAAAACCCUUACAAUUGACCAAGACCUGCAAGACUGAGCCAGAUGUUCCACAGGAAUCAUCCGAUAUAUUAAAACCCUCUCCCCACUCUUCCCCCUCUGGCAGCCCACCACUCACAGCCUCACCUAAUAAACAACUUUCAAACAGUAUCAGCACAUCAAAGAGGUCAGCCCAUUCAGCCAAAGCCAGUCCCUCACAACCACCCUUGCAUGUCUCAAGGGCCUCCUCAUCUACAUCCCCUGCCCUCACUCCUGCUGGGCGACCAAGAAAGACCAAGGAGCAGUUGGAUGUGUUAAAGCAGCACUUCUUACGCUGCCAGUGGCCCAAGAGUGAAGACUACACAGAACUUGUUAAGCUUACAGGUUUACCACGUGCAGAUGUUAUUCAGUGGUUUGGGGACACGCGGUAUGCUGUUAAAAAUGGUCAACUACGCUGGGUUAAGGGUGUCCGCGACCAGUUCUUGGCAGAACUUGCUGCCCAGCAAAGUAGCAGUGGCUUAAGUAAUGGAAGUGGCUCUGGCACAUCUACUCGGGUCGGGGGUCGCAAACGAAAAGCUCAAACAAAUGGAACAAGUACAGAUACCCCAAACAUCCAACCAUUGGUAUCAUAUUACCUUUCAGCAGGCUCACUACAUGAAAAAGACCUUGACACUCUAUGCAAGAAAUCAAAAAUGAGCUACCAGCAAGUUCGAGAUUGGUUUGCAGCUCAGGAUGUUGGGGAAACUGACCAAGAACCUCUUGUUACUGAUUAAGAGACAUAGACACUAAAGACUAUAUGAAAGUUGGUUGAGUGCUCCUCACAUCCUUCGCACCAACAGGCAUAGUUAUGACUUGGGUUUAUAUUUGCUUUAACUGAAGCAGGUUUGUAAUAUUUAGUCUUCCCAGUACAAGCCCAAAGUGAGGUUUGUGUUUUUUUAUAUUUGUUGCGUUUUCUGUUCAUCUUAAUAUAUUUGGACUUGGAAUUAUAAUUGUGCUGCCUGUGUUGCUGUAAAUAGGACAGUAACUUGUACACUGGUUUGCUAUAUUUUUGAGCUUACUAUUUUUGUUUAGAUAUCAAUACUACAGAUUUUUUAGUAUGCUAUUGUAGCAGUAAUUUAAACUGGUUGUAUUUUUGGUACCUAAGUAUAGCACAUGAGUAAAUGCUCUGGAAACAUU
Messenger RNA from Scomber scombrus (Atlantic mackerel), 2961 nucleotides. RefSeq names its product homeobox and leucine zipper encoding a (gene homeza). The transcript has 3 exons. Gene Ontology annotation, biological process: regulation of transcription by RNA polymerase II. The coding region runs from base 555 to 2558 and encodes 667 amino acids. Gene Ontology annotation, molecular function: DNA binding; DNA-binding transcription factor activity, RNA polymerase II-specific. Gene Ontology annotation, cellular component: nucleus. The record is from RefSeq and is a predicted model, not a curated record. Lineage: Eukaryota; Metazoa; Chordata; Actinopteri; Scombriformes; Scombridae.